Molecule: messenger RNA, 5194 nt
Organism: Gambusia affinis (western mosquitofish)
Lineage: Eukaryota; Metazoa; Chordata; Actinopteri; Cyprinodontiformes; Poeciliidae
Gene: pou5f3
Product: POU domain, class 5, transcription factor 3
Exons: 5
Coding region: 2993-4423 (476 amino acids)
Biological process (GO): regulation of transcription by RNA polymerase II
Molecular function (GO): DNA-binding transcription factor activity, RNA polymerase II-specific; RNA polymerase II cis-regulatory region sequence-specific DNA binding
Source: RefSeq, a predicted model, not a curated record
UUGCUCCAGUUACAGCUGCACUCUUUUGAAACAUGUCUUUACAUAUUUAAAGACCUAAAAUUGUACCCAUUCCUGGCUCAAACCCGGAGUGGAUGGAGAGAAUCUGUCAACAUCUAUUUUAACGUUCAUAUAAAUAUGUUUUGAUUGAAACCUUUCCACUGAGUUUAUGAUUGUUAUCCAUGGCCUGCACCCCAUUUUAAAAUCUGCAGACUCAAAUCUGCCUUUGACACUGUCUUACUAUCAACCUUGAAGAAAAAGGUUUUCAUGUUGUUGAAUUUCAACAAUCCUUUUGGUCUCUGUGCACCAACCAAAUCCGUUAACCAGUUUCUCUCCCACCCAAACAUGCAAGAUCUAAAAUAACUUCAUGAAUUUUCAUGUAGCUGAGGAGAAUUGAAAGGAGAUGAUUUUGAGCCAACAUUAGGACAGCUGUAGAAGGAAACCUCCUUGAGGCUGCACCAUAUUCCAGCAGGGCAGUCUUAACUAUAAAAUUCCAAAUGUCUAAAAUAAGGAGUUGAAAAUAAAGACACAAGGACCAAAAAGCAGACAGAGAAGAAAAAAUUUCAAACUGUCUCUUGCAUUGAUCAGAAUGGGAGAGACGUCUAAAGACCAGUAGCAAAAGCAAAUGAGGUGGAUUAGCAGUGAUUACCAAACACUGAUAGUGUCAUUAAAGAUUUGUAGCUGUGAAAUAUUGUCUAUGCUGCCCAGAGGUUGUGUGGUUAACAUGUCAUGAAAAUCAUAAGAGUUUCAUUCAGAAAGUGUCUCCGUACAGACAGACUUCUACCAAGAUCUGAAGGUAAUUAUAUAGUAGUUAUGAUGACAUUUCAUUUUUCUUUGGGAUUAAGAAACUAUAUUUUUUAAUUGAAUUAAGUUGAAUUAAAUUAUGUGGUGGCUCAAACCAAACCACAAUAUUGUAGUGGAAUGGCCUAGUCAAAGACCAUACCUAAGUUCAAAUAUGUUUCUGCCUAAGCUCAUGCUAUUUUGCAAAGUAAACCAUAAAAUGGUAAAAAUAAAAAUAGAAACAAAAAAAUACAGCAACUCUGGUAGACACAAACCCAAAUAGAACUGUAACUCAAGCAAAGGGUAAUUCUACAGAGUGUGAAUCUGUACCUAAGAUUUUUUUUAACGCUGUCUCAUCUUCCUUCACCUUCAACAUGAUGCACUGCUUUGGAUUAGUCUGACAUAGAAAGCUAUUCGUGUGCAAAGAGCUUCAUUUAGGGGGUGUAGAAAUGUUUAAGUUUUUUUAUUUUUUUUUUUUAUUUGUUAGCACUGUUUCAUUUGGACUUUCACAUUCCACAGCCACACAUCACUUCUUUAAAAGCCCCAGUGAAAUGUCUGGACCUUGACGCAUGUCCAGGCCCAGACUCACUUACUGUCACCAGGAGACAUUCCGGACAGUGGGGUUAUUGCUCCUGAAGACAGCUUGGUUCUCAGACCAGUUUUGGACCUUUAGGCCAAAUAACACUGAUACCGCGUUCAGAACCAGGGCGAAACUGCUGGCUGGAGUUUGUUUCAGAUGACAAGAGGGUGUGUGCGUGAGAGAGAAAGAGCUAGAGAGGUGAUCGGUGUGGGGUGGAAUCAAAGGGUUGAGACUUAUUGUUCUAAUGUGAAAAGGAGCUAAUGGUCGACCAUCGCAACUCGGGAUCUGAAAUCCACGGGGUGCCCCGGAGCCACGAAGCACAAUGGCACUCCCUCUCCUCCCCCGCAGUGCGUCUUCCUGCCGCAAUCUGCGGCCAAUGACUCGCGCUGGGGGGAGCACCAUCUGCAGCGAUGGUCCGGCCAUCCAGGCCCCUGACUGAGCACCGAUCCAAGGUGAACAAGACCUCACCUGAAUGAACAACCCAUCCAUUGGCCUACCACAUUACCAACACAACGACUAAAAUAUCGCCUGUAGUUUAAGGGAAAUAUUAAGCCUUCAAACAUGAGACCAAUAGUUAUUGCAAUUUUAAAUGCAUUAUUCCUACAACAGUUUUCUUAAAAUACAUGCAUAAAAAUUAUGCAUCCAGUUUAAAACAAGCUUAACAAAACAACAUCCUCCUAAAUUAAUGGCCUACGUAAUUUAUUCUUCUUUUUUCCCCAAAAAAUAAUUUUAGGCAAAUAUAGGUCUUAGGCCAUUAUUUCGGGAGGUUGACGAUGAGUGAAAUGUGUUCAUGGGCAACAGCUUUGAAUGUUAAUAUCCUACUUACACUGUCACCAAAAUGUGCCACUGUUUGCUUCUAAUUAAAUAUGUCCCGAGUAAUCAAGUUAACAUGUUGAUAACCGUUCCAGAUUAGGCCCGGAGGGUUAUCUUUUAUAAUGGAUUAAUGCAGAGCAAAACGAAGUAUUUUCACAAGUAUUAUAAUAUCAAAGCCAUCUCCUUAAGAAAGCAUAAUUUAAACAAAUGUAGCUUUAUAAUUCAUUAAUGAGGAGAACAGUAUGGUGUUACAGUAUGUAUUUAUAGUGGAGGUGACCCGUGUCUACUUAGCAUUGUAAAUAGCUACGCUUAUUUCCCCCCUGUUUUCGACUGCAUCAAUUAUGUUUCACCUGAGUACAUCUUCGACUUGCUUCAGUUUUGCAAAAUUUGCGUAGAUUCUGUGAAAAAUGAAACCCAAAGUUGUAUCAAAAGACACGCCCACUUCUCUGCGGAAGAAUCAAGGUCAUUCACGAAUUUGCCAUCAGCUGUGCGUAAUUGUCUACACCAGCCAAUGGGCGCACAGAUAGGCCGAUCUCCAGCUCACGCAGCUCUGGUGAGGAAAACCUGUGGAGCCACCGCAAGGAAUGAACAUUUCAGCUGAGAGGUGGUUGUGAAGAGGGGUCUAAUGGAGGAGGCCAAAUAGUGACGACAGUGGUAUCGUUCAGGAAACUGAUGCCUUCUUAAAUUGUUUCUGUCGUCUUAGAUUUUUCUUUUUACAUUAAAUCAGAUGGGUAGCUUUCUUUCGAGCUAUUUCUAACUUUUUGAAAAUUAUUUUUAUAAUUUGAGAGUUACUUGUAAGCAAGAUUUUACACUCGCAGGAAGAUGUCUGACAGGUCGCAGACCCCGGAGAUCCAAAGUCGACCUUAUGACUUCAGCCGGGCUGGCGCUUGCAACACUCAGGUUUUGGGUCAGGAAGGCACGGGCAACUCUUCGUGUUUUCAGCUUCCUCAUGGGGUUUUACCCGACCCGAGUCUGUUUUACAGCAAGGCAGCCUACGGAGGCAUCACGCCCGCACCCACCCAGACGUUUCUCCCGUUUCCACACGUCGCCGGUGACUACAGAGGAUCCGAUCUGCAGGCUGGGGACUUUGGGCAGCCAAAGCAUUGGUAUCCCUUCGCUGCACCCGAGUACACUGGCCAGGUACCCGGUGUGAUUGCGGCCACCCAGCCAGCAAACCUGAGUCCCCCGAUAGCCGAGACUCGAGAACAAAUCAGAUUACCCGAGAUCAAGACUGAGAAGGACACUGGAUAUGAUUAUCCGACCGAAAUGAAGGUUCAACAGUAUCCGAUUACUGCACCUUCCACAAGCAUGGCCCAUGGAGUCUUCUACCCACCGACUUGGAACCCCUCCUUCUGGCCCGGGAUCACUCACAUCACCCAACCAGGAAGCAAUAACCAAAACCCCCCAGCGUCCUCGACAUCAUCCCCGUCAAUGUCCCCUUCACCGCCAAGCAAUGGGAUCCAGGGGAAUGCGUUUUUCAGCGUAAACGCAAACCAGGUUCCUUCAGAGCCCCAGGCACAGAACACGGCUCCCAACACGCGGAGCAGCGGAUCGUCAAGUGGGGGUUGCAGCGACUCUGAAGAGGAGACCCUCACCACUGAAGAGCUGGAGCAAUUUGCCAAAGAGUUGAAACACAAACGGAUUACUUUGGGGUUCACUCAGGCAGAUGUUGGCCUAGCUCUUGGUAACCUUUAUGGCAAAAUGUUCAGCCAGACAACCAUUUGCCGCUUUGAGGCUCUGCAGCUGAGCUUCAAGAACAUGUGCAAGCUGAAGCCCCUUCUGCAGAGAUGGCUGGAUGAGGCAGAAACUUCGGAAAAUCCUCAGGAGAUGUACAAGAUUGAGCGAGUGUUUGUCGACACCAGAAAGAGAAAGCGGAGGACCAGUCUGGAGGGAGCGGUGCGGUCUGCGUUAGAGGCCUACUUUAUCAAAUGUCCCAAGCCCAACACUCAAGAAAUAACUCAAAUCUCAGAUGAUCUGGGCCUUGAAAGAGAUGUGGUGCGUGUUUGGUUCUGCAAUCGAAGACAGAAGGGGAAGCGUCUGGCCCUGCCGCUGGACGAGGAGUGUGAAGGCCAGUACUAUGAGCAGAGCCCUUCACCGUUGAACGUGGCCCCUACCCCCAUCCAAGGCCAAGCCUACCCAUCCUCCAGCUACACCGGAACACCUCCUCCAACUCUCUACAUGCCCCCACUUCACCGACCGGAUGUUCUGAAACAUGCUCUGCACCCUGGACUGGUUGGUCACCUGACUGGUUAAACUGGUGGGUAGUCUCCCAACCAGACUACAGUUUUUCCUCAAGCAUCCAUCUACACCCAACCUGAGCUGAAAAUGGGAUCUGAUUCCAGUUGACCUGAUGUGAAACAAGGCAAAUAUCAAGUAGGAGAGGGCUGUUUCUUUUUGACUGCAAAAAAAAAAUGAAAAAAAAAAUGAAAAAGACAAUAAGCCCUAAUGAAAUCGGUGCCUUUCUUUUCUUUCCUUGUGGAUAUUUUAAACGUUCAGUGUUUUGCAGAUUUGUACUUUGUUUUCUGAUAUGGAGGUAAAGUUAUAAGGUUAGACUUUUAAUACUGCUGAACCCCAGAGUAGGCUUGACCACAAAUUAUUCAGUCACGUCUAUUUGUGCAAUACUUUUAUCGGAAACUGAAAGCUGUUGGUAACAUUAAACUUAGAUUUUUUUUUUUAUUUGCACAAACUUGUAAUCAUCACUAUUGCCAUAACAAAUGGGUUUAUGGUUGCUUGCAUUGUAAUUUAAAACCAAGAAGAUUUUAGAAGUGAAAAUGGGAAAGUGUUCAUCAGUAUUGGCUGCUAAUUUUUUUUUUUUUAAACAAGUUUCUUAUUGUAACUUCUUUGUGAUUUUUAGAGUUCUGUACGUUGUGGUUUGACAUCCAGUUCAAGUUAAAUUGCUGGGUUUUCUGUUGUACUUCAGCUGAAACAUUUAAAGAAAAUGUUCUUUACUUGAACCAUGUGCAUCAAGUCCUUAAGUGCUGUUAAAUUAUGACCAUGCCAAAGUAAAGUCUGAUUUGCUUUGAA